Molecule: messenger RNA, 870 nt
Organism: Coprinopsis cinerea okayama7#130
Lineage: Eukaryota; Fungi; Basidiomycota; Agaricomycetes; Agaricales; Psathyrellaceae
Exons: 4
Coding region: 1-870 (289 amino acids)
Source: RefSeq, a predicted model, not a curated record
AUGUUCGCCGCCACAUUCGCCAGACGGGCAAGGCUCCUACACGCCAGUUCACCGGUCUUCAAGAAAAGGAAGGCAGCCGAGUCUGAUGACCUAUUCGACGAAUUCGAAAUCGUAGACGAGUCGCUUCAAAAGUCGUCGGAGGCCAUUCCAGGAUCCCAGGCCUCCUCCGGCGCUUCUUCUUCUUCUUCGACGACCACCGGGGGUGUCAGGCGCAAGCUCUCAGCUGAAGAACGGGCUGCCAAGUUCUCUGAAAUCGUCGCUCAUAUGAAGCCCCGACUAGGACGUAAGCCGCAGGUGAAGGAAGCUGUUCGGAAUUCGCAUUGGUUGCAGCUUUUGCAGUUGGCGACGACUGAAGAGCAGCUGAAGGAGGUUGUUGAGCUAUUGCCGCAAUGGAAGGAGUCUGGGAGGGAUUUUGAGUUUGGGUUUGCUGCGGCUUUCGUUCGUCGCUGUCAAGAGUUGAAAUCCCAACAUUUGGCACUGGAAGUAUUUGGCGAUUUUGCCAAAUUCAACGUACCGCUCGAUAUCGUCGCCGCCCGGCAACUACUGCACUCUCUGGUCAUCACCCACCCCAUCCACGACGUCAUGACCGCGUCGGCGUUCUACAACCUCUACGGCCUCCCGCCAGCAUCGCAGGAUUUGGUCUCGUGCUCCAUCAUCGUCGACGCGUGCCUCCGCCACAACACCCCCGAAUCCAACGCGAUCGCCGACGCGCUGCUCCCGCAUCUCCGCGAGCUCAAGUCCAAGACGCCCGUCAACGUUAAGGACACCUACCACAGGGAGAACGUCUGGGUCAAGGCCGCCGUCGAUGACAUUAACCGCAUCCUCCAGAAGAAGAAGCAGGAGGAUCUCGGACCCCUACUCACUGCAUAG